AUGGCAGACAGUAAAGAGAGUUUGGAAUUUGCCAUUUCUUCAGGUUUACAUUUAACGUGCGAGCUUUGCCACUGUGUGCGCAGUACUGUAAUUCGCAAAGACAUUUGCUCUGGCCAGGAUCAGCAUGCUAUUCUGUCUGCCAGGAAAACCUUCCCUUCCCAGCAUGCAACCCUCUCUUCCUUUGCUGCUGUUUAUAUUUCAAUGUACUUCAACUCAACAAUCUCUGAUAGCACCAAGCUGCUCAAACCCGUUCUGGUGUUUGCCUUUGCCAUUGCGGCUGUGUUGACGGGACUCACUCAGAUCACCCAGUACCGCAGUCACCCUAUUGAUGUUUACGUUGGGUUCUGUAUUGGUGCUGGUAUUGCCGCAUACCUGGCUCUCCAUGCUGUUGCCAACUUCAAAUCUCCAGAGGACACUGUCAUCCCACAACCCCCUCUUCUGCAGAAGGAUGCUUUGAGGGCUCUGGCCCAGAGAGGCCAUGACUCUGUCUAUAACAAAGGCCACGCCUCUGAGAGCAAUGAGGAAAUAACAUCACCAGCAUCUCUAGAUGGGCUGAACCGGCCUGUACAGCGGGAGAAAACCUCAUUGGGAAGCUUAAAGAGAGCCAGUGUGGACGUGGAACUACUGGCACCUCGCAGCCCAAUGGGUAAGGAGACAAUGGUAACCUUCAGCAACACAUUACCCCGUGCUACAGCUCCAGAGGAGCCAACGAGGCGUGUAGUGACAGUACCUGUUCCAGUACCACUGGACCCCAUGCGGUCACAGCAAUUAGUUUCUGAAUGGAAGCAAAGGUCAAUGGAGAUGAGAGGCGGCAGCUUGCCCGAUGAGGACACCAGUGAGCAGGGCUCAGAUGGCGGCAACGACACAACCACAGAAGAGGAUAGUGUCCACUCUUCAGUCUGUUCGUCUGUUCAACAAUCAGCCAAACCUGCUAACCCACCUACAGGUGCAAGAAUAGUGAUGUCCCCUCGUCCCCCAGCACAGCCCUCGGUCCCCCCGCCUGUGUCCCCUAAAAGCGCCAGCACUCGGGCCAAAUGGCUGUCCAUCACAGAGAAAAGUGGUGCUAAUAUUCCAGUUCUUAAGGCAGGAAAUCAGCCUCGGAUCAUGCAGGUCAUUGCCAUGUCAAAGCAACAGGGACUCCUGUCAGGAUCAGCCAAAUCCUCAGAGACUUCGUCCUCUUCUGGUACCUCAUCCAUCACAGGCACAGAAUCAUCACCUAAUCGUUCAGAACUUGAUAGCAGUUCAGGCAUCAUCACGGUUGAUGCCCACGCCCCCCACCACCCUGUAGUUCGUAUGACCUCCAACCCCAAUAACCCCUGGGAGUGGAGAGGAUCUUCUGAUGGAAACACAACCGAGUCAUACGAGCUUAAAAACCUCAACCGUGAGGGCUCCUGCAGUUACCGUCACGUCAGAAGCAUCUCUCCUCACUCCUCCGCCAGUGUGGCUGACCACGGGCCGCCCCAGCCUCCUCAACCUCCCCAGCCACUACUUCCCCCUCAACUCCCACCGGUGGGUCAAACCUCAGAGGGUCGCAGUCUGCGCCGCAAGACCCCUCUAGUUCUGCUGGAUAGGGAGGGCAAUCUGAACCACACUGAACAGGUCAGCUACUAUAAAAAGCUACAAAGUGGCAGGUAUUUCAAAGAGUGACAAUGUGCUAACAUAUAUUUGAGCACAACUACACUUUUUGGUCUUUGGGUUUUAAUUACGUGAUUUGAUUCCAUGAGGGAUAUCUGAAUAAUCGGAUCCACUACACUUUGAGUCAGUAGAGCUUUUGAGAGAUGCUGCUUCUGACGACUUAAGAGCACAAUGGUUUUUGUCCUCUGAGGGCAAACCAAAUUACAUUAUCAAAAUUCCCAUCAGUUGUAUUGCGUUUACAUAAUAUCCAUAUUAUCACAUUUCUACAAGGCAGAUUGUAUAAUAAGGUUUGGGUUUAUUUUAUUGCUGCUCUGUUUGUUCACACUUGACUCUUACUUGUGACUGAGAUGUCAAGUUGAAUUUAUGUGUAUGUUUGUUUUUUCGCACGAUUGUUCAGUGUAUGUUGUAGUGAUACAAUAAUAUUAGAAAUAUUUGAUUGCCUUGUAACUCUCAUGGUGAAAACCGAUUUAAAGUGUUUUGUUGGCUCUUUAUGAAUGAUAAUUGCUCUGCAAAAGGGUAGCGUUCUAUAGCGUGACUAUAAUUGCUUAUAAACUGUUCUGGACAUUCUGCAAGUCUACUGAAGACUCCCUGUGUAAAACGGUGGAAAUAUGGAAGCACUUUGAAUAAGCACUUAUAAAUCACUUCAUCUCUUUGUGUGUAAACAAGUGAGGUGAACUGGAUUGUCUGUGAGAUAUUCCAAAUGAAUAUUAGACUGACCUGGACUCUUUAAGGAAAGUAUUUUCUCAUAAUCCAUCACGUACCUUAUAGUGGAACAUCAAUUGGACAACAGGUCCAUGUGAAGAAUUUCCUGCAAUUCCCACAUUUUAUGUGUCAUAAUGAGAAAGAAAAAACUUUUUUUUUGGUGUAAAUCACAAAAAAUAAUUAUGCAAACGCUGGGAUUUAGCUGUAACUAUAGCAGUCUCCUUGUCAUGCUGUUUCCCAGAGGUUCUCCUCUAAAUGAACAUGAUGCAUGUUAUGUGAGUGUCAUCAAGUUGGAAGUGAAGCCUUGUCAGUGAAGAAUUCCAAUCUGUUAUAAUGUACAUGUGCAGCUGUCACUGCAGGUUGAUUUUGGUGUGUGUCAGCUCUCUCUUCACGGUGCUCUGAGCUGCUCCUGGAUCUCUGUAGAUGGUUGUCCAUAAUGGAUGCUUCGUGCGUUUGAUGCAGUUUUUGAAAAAAGACAACAUAAAUGACAACAAUAAACAAGCUGCUGAAAAUAUAUAAAUUGUCAUUUGUGAUGCACUGCAGACCUUGCCCCUCCCUUUUAUGUACUGAAAUAUUUUCUGUUCAUCUUUAUAGACUUCUUUCAUUUAUAAAGUGAAACCUGCCUACAGCAGGUUAGUGGUGGUGAUGUAGAUUCUGAACCAAUCAGUAGACAUUUGAGAGUGAUGUACAUGAGAUGUAAACAACUCUGAGCCAUUCGAUUUAUAAAAAUUCCUAUAAAUCAUAGGAAGGCAGCUCAUGGCUUCAUUAUAUUUACCCUGCCUUGGUUGACAACAAACACGUGUUUCUUUCUGUCUUCAAUGAUCUCAAUUUAACAUAUCUGAAAUGGUGCCUUUUCACAGUAUACAGCAGCAUCUCCAUCACAAUAUUGGGACAUUAGUACACACACACACACAGACCUCAGUGUGAGCACCCUCUCUUGGCCUCACUUCUCACAGCAAUUUAAUUCUCAUAAUAAGUCUCCCAUCCAGGUACUGGCCAAGCACAACACUGCUUAGCUUUAGUGGUAAACCAGGUUAGAGCUGCAGGGUGUCAGGUUUUCCAAUGCUCUUGAUAAAUGUGAGGAGCCACUUCUUAUGGUUAGGGCACUCAAAGUCCCCACGUUGUCCCAUACACAAGCGUAAUGCAUUUUAUGUUUCUGUCAGCAGGA
Molecule: messenger RNA, 3505 nt
Organism: Sinocyclocheilus anshuiensis
Lineage: Eukaryota; Metazoa; Chordata; Actinopteri; Cypriniformes; Cyprinidae
Product: phospholipid phosphatase-related protein type 3-like
Exons: 5
Coding region: 1-1647 (548 amino acids)
Biological process (GO): signal transduction; phospholipid metabolic process; phospholipid dephosphorylation
Cellular component (GO): plasma membrane
Molecular function (GO): phosphatidate phosphatase activity
Source: RefSeq, a predicted model, not a curated record